This is a messenger RNA of Mesorhabditis spiculigera, 699 nucleotides long. NCBI's taxonomy places the organism in Eukaryota, Metazoa, Nematoda, Chromadorea, Rhabditida, Rhabditidae. The record is from the annotation of a GenBank genome assembly.
AUGGUUCGUCUCAUAGACGGCCCCCCGUCUGAGACUCGUGCAGCCGUCUCGGAUACUAAAGACGCGCUCGACGCCUUCCCCGAUGCACCCCUCAAUGUCUUCGUGUCGCUGGCCACUUUCAUGCAAGGAAUUUGGCUUGCGUUCGAUCUUCUCACGCCACUCAGCCAGGCGGAUGCGCAAGAAGAGGAUACGGUUCGUCGCGUGCUGGCGAAACGUCAGGGGCAACUCGUGCGGGCGGAGGCGCUGCGACGCGCAGGGGGAAAAGUGCACCUCCUCCGAUGCGUCUUGAAGAAAUCGGGCCGACUCAUUUCAUUCCUGUUCACCAAGCUGCAGUCCAUCGGCAAGGGGCUCCUCCACCUCGCUCGACAUCCCUGCCUCUUCCUCAGUCGCUGGCGCAAAGACCGUGUAUCGGUGGAAGCGGUGAAGCCGUCGACUGAACCGUCAUCCAUCGUAGCGUUUCUUAUGCCUCUGAAUCGACUGAUUGAGGACGAGGAUCUCGAGCCGCGGGAACCAGCCGGGGCUGAUCGUGGGCAAGUUGGCGACAUUUUGCGCCAAGCCACCUCCGCGGCCAUUGGGCAACUCGAAGUUCUUGCUGAAACCAGCAAGCAACAGCUCCGGCAAGAGAUCUUCCGGAUCGAUGAAGUUGUCUUCGCAGUUCGUUCCCUUACGUUAUUUUGUGCUUAUGCUGCCUCACUCAGG